This is a messenger RNA of Camellia sinensis, 545 nucleotides long. Lineage: Eukaryota; Viridiplantae; Streptophyta; Magnoliopsida; Ericales; Theaceae. The record is from RefSeq and is a predicted model, not a curated record.
CGUUUCAUUGCGGAGUCCACCUGAUUGUCACAAAUCGCCGCAAGCAGAGAAUUCCAUACCCCCUCUUAAUUCUCAAGCCUUGGGCAAGGGGUCAUACAAAACCUUAAUAAAUCCCCUGAAAUUAAACUCUGCAAAUCCGACGUGUAAAACCCUAGAAAACAAAUCUCGUAAUUACAUUACAAAUCUCUCUGUAUCCUCGAUGGGUUUAAUCAGAAGCAGUUUUCAAUUUGUGGUGGGGACUGUGUUCGGAGUGUACGUUGCGCAGAACUACAGCGUUCCAAACAUUCACAAGCUUGUCAACUCGGGGGUUGCAAUCGCGAAGCACUUCGAAGAGAAUUAUCGCAAGCCCAAGAAGAAAGAUGAAGGCAAUUGAUUGAUUCACAAAGUUAUUAUCAUGGCGUCAUUGGAUUCCAGCUCUUUUUUUUUUUUUUUUAAACCCUAACCCAUGAGGGGUUUUUAUUAGAGACUGGAAUUGGGAAUGAGAAAUUUUUGCUUUUUAUUUAUUUAUUUAUUAUUAUAAUUCAAAGUCGAAUAAUUUGAUGAUC